This is a messenger RNA of Argiope bruennichi, 2355 nucleotides long. RefSeq lists its product as uncharacterized. The transcript has a single exon. The coding region runs from base 1 to 2355 and encodes 784 amino acids. Lineage: Eukaryota; Metazoa; Arthropoda; Arachnida; Araneae; Araneidae. The record is from RefSeq and is a predicted model, not a curated record.
AUGAGAAGUUUCGUUUCACGAGAAAUUUCUCAACAACUUAAACUUCCUGUUAUUAGAAAGGAAACUCUAUCGGUAUAUGGUUUCGGUGCUAAAGAAACAACUGAACGAACAUAUAAUGUUGUUAAAAUUAAAUUAGUGAAUCGCGACGAACCGACUUUAAAUAUUGAAAUUGAAGCAUUAGAAACUGAACAAAUAACUGCAACUAAUUUACCUGCUCCUAAUGAAAAUAUUCCGAACUUAAAUAAACAAUUAAAAGGAUUACAGCUUGCUGAUUGCUAUGAAUUUAGAAAUAACAAAAUUGUGCUUUUAGUGGGUGCUGAUUACUAUUAUGAUAUAGUUACUAGUAGAAUAAAAAGGUUAAAUGAUAAGCUUGUAGCCACUGAAACUUUAUUUGGUUGGUGCCUCCAAGGAAAAAUCGAUAUGACAAAUCAAAUAUUGGAAAUGAAAAUUAUAGUAGAAGAAAAAACGAUAUCGGAUGAAUUAAAAAAAUUUUGGGAAUUAGAAAACUUAGGCGUUGAGGUUGAUACCGAUGAAAACAUUUUUGACGAUAGGAUUAUGAAGGAAUUUGAAUCGGGAAUUACUUUCUCUAAUAACAGAUACAACGUAAAGCUCCCGUGGAAACCUGGUAUGAAGGAACAGUUGCACGAUAAUCGUGAAGUUGCUCAAAAACGUUUUUUAGGUUUAAAAACAAAAUUCCUUAAUGACCCCUUGCUUUUCACUGAAUACAAAACUAUUCUGGAUGAGUAUCUAAAGGAGAACAUUAUUGAACAAGUUACGUGUGGGUUGAAUAAAAAGACGAACGAACCAACAUUUUAUUUGCCUCAUAGAGCAGUGAUCCGUAAGGAUAAGACGACAAGUAGAUUACGCAUUGUUUUUGAUGCGUCUUCCCAUAGUAAAGGAGAACUAUCCUUGAACGAUUGUUUACAUAUUGGAUUAAAUUUAAACCCUGAUAUUUUUCUUCUUCUGAUUAGAUUUAGAGAAAAUCCUAUAGCAUUUACAGCUGACAUAAAGCAGGCAUUCCUCCAGAUAGAAAUUAAUGAAGAGGAUCGGGAUGCGACCAGAUUUUUUUGGCAGCAGGAACCAGAUAGCUCUAAAGGAGACAAUUUGAUGAUAUAUAGAAUGACCCGUGUUUUAUUCGGGGUAAGUUCAAGUCCAUUCCUUCUCGCUGCAACAAUCAAGCAUCACUUGAAAAGGUAUGUUGAUAAUUUUCCUGAUACUUGUGCAAUUUUAAAUAAUUCUUUAUAUGUCGAUGAUUUAAUUAGUGGUCAACAAAAUGUAGAGGAUGCUUUAAAAACGUGCUUAGAAAGUUUUAAGAUUUUUAAGGAUGCAAGUAUGAUUUUAAGAAAGUGGCAGACUAAUUCAUUCGAGUUGCGUGAUCGAUGGAAAGAUAUUGGAAUGGACAUUGGUCCAUCCAUUGAGCCUAAAAACGAAACUUUCAUGCCUUCUAAGGUACUAGGAGUUGUAUGGAACCCCGACCGUGAUUUAUUUCAUUUCGAUGCUAAAAGUUUAAUACAAUUUCUCUCGAAACGAAUGAACACUAAAAGAUUUCUCUUGCAAGCUGCAGGUCGUAUUUUUGACCCUGUAGGGUUUCUUGGACCAUUUAUAAUUAGAUUAAAGAUUUUAAUACAAGAACUGUGGUGUUUGGGUUUGGACUGGGACGAGCGUUUCCCAAUGAAAUUAGACACUGAUUGGAAUGAAUGGUGUGAGGAAGUUCUAGAACUGAAUACUUUCAAUAUACCCCGUUAUUAUUUUGGAGAUGCUCAUUCCACUGAAAUAGAUAACAUUCAAAUGCACUGUUUUUCAGAUGCCUCUAAGAAAGCUUAUGGAGCGGUUGUGUAUUUUCGAGUAGCAUUAAAGGACGGAAAGAGUUUUACUAGUUUUGUAGUAUCAAAGUGCAGAGUGGCUCCAUUAAAAACAAUUUCAAUACCUAGACUUGAGUUAAUGAGUGCUCUCUUGGCAGCUAGAUUGAGUAAUAAAAUCUCCAAAGCUAUAAAGUAUCCAUUAACUCAUUACUUCUGGACCGAUUCAUCUAUCACUUAUUUUUGGAUUAAAGGCGCUCCUAGUAGAUUUAAACCAUUUGUGAAAAAUAGAAUUCAAGAGAUCCAAAGAUUUACUGAUCCAAAAGAUUGGCGUCAUUGUCCUGGAAAGGAUAAUCCUGCCGAUUUAAUAUCAAGAGGUGUGUCGGCAGCCGAACUUCGUGAUAGUGAUUUUUGGUGGCAUGGUCCUGAUUGGUUAGCACAGAAUGAACACUCUUGGCCUAAAUCUUUGGAACUGUCAAAACAGUUAAAUAUUGAAAACAUAGAAAAUUACGAGCUUUGCAAAGGAGCUAUUUUAACUUCAACAGUUGUAGAGUGA